This is a messenger RNA of Bipolaris maydis ATCC 48331, 624 nucleotides long. RefSeq lists its product as uncharacterized. The record is from RefSeq and is a predicted model, not a curated record. NCBI's taxonomy places the organism in Eukaryota, Fungi, Ascomycota, Dothideomycetes, Pleosporales, Pleosporaceae.
CAGCAUCCAGCUGAACACAUUCCCUCGACCCCCUUCUACCCCUUUGGCAAUUACCCUACUCAAAGCAGCCACGCCUCAAACCAGUACCCAAGAAAAGCACAAUGCAGUUUUUCUACGCCCUUCUCCCUCUCCUGCCCCUUGCAGCUGCGAACGGCCGAGUUCGCUUCAACGCAUUCGACCACAUCAAUUGCCAGGGUUUCGAGGAAAACUACGACCUCAACCCUGCAACGGUAAAGGGCAACUUUCCAGGACCCCGCGGAGCUAUUCAAAUAUUGCAAACUUCCCCAGGAUGCCACAUCACGCUCUACACCGGCUACAACCAGUCGCCAAACGACGGUAGCCGUCUUGCUAUUCCUACCGACAAUGCUAAUUGCUACUUUAAUGGCAAUGGGUUCGAGCAGUAUCACAGCUUUGGAUAUUACUGUCCUUAGACUGCCUGUAUACAAAAGUUGUAAAUGCCCAAAGGAGUUUAAGUAGCUCGAAUGAGGGGCAGUUAUUGUUACCGGUAGAAAAAUAAAGACAUGAUUGAAUUUGUUCUGUUACCUGUGGCUACAAGAAGAUGAUCUUCUUUGUGUACGAGAAAGUAUCAGACAUAACAUAGACAGGUGCGAAUAUUCGAGUUAG